Rotaria sp. Silwood2 is the source of this 1866-nucleotide messenger RNA. Lineage: Eukaryota; Metazoa; Rotifera; Eurotatoria; Philodinida; Philodinidae. The record is from the annotation of a GenBank genome assembly.
AUGUAUGCGAUAUUUUUCACAUGGAUCUUUCUGCUCACUGUUUCGAAUUUAUCACAUGCCGCUCAUAUACGACAUGAAUGGACACUUCACUAUGCAGCAUACAAUCCAGAUGGAGUUUAUCGUACAGUCAUUUCAAUUGAUGAUGGUUCAAACGAAUUCAAAUUUCCUGGACCGACUAUUCGGGCUCAAAAGAAUGAUAUCAUUGAAGUCAUUGUUCACAACGGACUACAUACCGAAAUAACUUCGAUACAUUGGCAUGGUAUUCAUCAAUUAUACACUCCAUGGAUGGAUGGAGUGUCUUAUACAACACAAUAUCCAAUUCUACCGCUUCAUUCAUUCAACUAUACAUUCGUGGCCAACCCCGUUGGUACACAUUGGUAUCAUUCACAUACUGGAGCUCAAUAUGCUGAUGGUCUCUAUGGUAUUCUCAUCAUCGAGGAUCCGAAUGAUCCGUAUAAAAAGUUUCCUGACCUUCCCCUUAUCAUGACUGAAUGGUUUCAUCGCUAUGCCAUCGAUCAAUUUGAUAUCCUUUCCAUUCAUCCAACGGAACAUCAUCACAAAUUUCCGCAGUUUCUAUCUGGUGUUAUGAAUGGGAAAGGUCGCCACAAUUGUUCACUGAUUGAUCAACCACUACUCUUGCUUAAUAUGACAGAACAAGAACAGAAUCAACUUGGUGAUAAACUUCUAUGUGUUCCGAAUCGGCCUUAUGAGCGUUUCACUGUGAUCUACAAUGAAACCUAUCGAUUUCGUCUGAUUGCUGCUGGCAGCGAAUUCAAUUACAAAUUUUCUAUAGAUAAUCACGAGUUAACGGUAAUCGCUAUCGAUGGUGUGUACGUCGAACCAUACAAAGUUCAACAACUCUGGAUUUACAUCGGCCAACGAUACGAUGUUCUUGUCACUAUGAAUCAACGAUCCACCUUAGGUGUUCACUGGAUUCGUGCAGCUAUUACCGCAAACGAUAACAAUCAAUUCUAUGCUAUUCUGCAUUACAAUGAUACAAGAAACGGAACUGCCGAACCACCACAGUCGCCUCUUCCACCGAAUCAAACUUUCUUGCUCAAUUCUAUGUCACUCGUACCGACUAAUGUCAACACUGACUUCUCACUUAAACCACCAGCUUUUAACGAAACGUUGACUGUUAAUGUCACUUGUCUACCCCAAGAUCAUCGUUGUACAAUCAAUUCGGUAAUUAAUAAAAUGUCAUUUGAACCAACAUUGUAUACAAUGUACAUACGUGGUGUUCAACAAACGACUUUGCCCAAUGUAUUCAAUUUGAAACUGAAUGAUCAUGUCAUGAUUGUUGUGAAUAACUUUCAAGAUUUUGGUCACCCAUUUCAUCUUCAUGGUCAUUCUUUUUAUGUGCUCGGUGUGGGCAAAUACAAUGCCUCUGGUACUGGUGAGCAAACCGUAUUUGAUCCCGUACGCGAUCGACACACACUCAACUUUAUCAAUCCACCCUAUCGGGAUACGGAACAAGUGCCUGAAUUAUCUUACAUAGUCAUCGGAUUCAUUACCAAUAAUCCGGGUUCAUGGUUGUUUCAUUGUCAUAUUGCUUGGGAUAUGGAAGCAGGUAUGAUAGCAGUAUUCAAUGUAGCUGCUGAUAAAAUUCCACCACCACCAGUCAAUUAUCCUCUUGUGACCGACUAUCAACCUGGUUCAUCUUCAACAUCAGGAUCCAAUACAAAUACAUCGUCAGCUAAUUCAACUGCUGCAGCUCAAGCUGCUGCUGCCGCCGCUAUGAUGAUGUCUGCUAAUAAUCCUUGGGCAGCUUAUGCACAACAAUGGAAUAGUGGAGCAAAUGGAAUUGGUUCAACAGCAACAAAUACAACAAAUGGUAGCAGUUCAUCAACUGCACCUUCUUCUUAA